Messenger RNA from Kwoniella botswanensis, 417 nucleotides. RefSeq lists its product as uncharacterized. Lineage: Eukaryota; Fungi; Basidiomycota; Tremellomycetes; Tremellales; Cryptococcaceae. The transcript has a single exon. Bases 1 to 417 code for a protein of 138 amino acids. The record is from RefSeq and is a predicted model, not a curated record.
AUGUUCCACUCCACUCGAUUGAUCUUGAGCAGACCCAGUGCAGCCAUUUUCGGCAGUACACAGGGUGUAAAGACCUCAUAUGGCCAUAAUGAGGAAGUGUACCAAAUCACUCUUCAAGACGGGUCGAACUACAUUUGUACAAGGGAAGGUGCCCCCUUAUUGGCCCAUUGGGGAUUCAUGGAUCAAUAUCAUCACUUCAAUCCCAAUUCUGAUGGUCGUCAAGAGACAUUCUCAUUGAUACCUAUCCAACACAAGAAGAAUAUCUCGGAUUUCGUUCUUCCCCUUAAAUCAGAUUCCUUACAAGAUCCAUGGGAUGUCAGAGCACUUGAUGAAGCUUCGAGAAGAUUCGUGGGCAAUAUCAAACAUAUACAAAGAGGUUACAUCAAGCAAGCGUCAGAAGACUUUAGAAAAUUUUAA